AGCAACACCAAACGGGCUCUUUACACCGAGGGGAUUUUGAUAAGUCAGAAAAGGGGACUUUGGAACCAUGUAAGGAGCUUUUAUUUAUGCAAUCGAAACAUUGCAGUUUGACGAGUAAUUUUUGUAAUCUACCAAUUUAAGAUUUGGAGGUCAACCCUCUUCCAUUUUGGAUGAAUUUUUGAACCUCGCACAACAAGUGAUGGACAAAUAUUUGUGAUAAUAUUGAUAUUAUUUGACUAUUGACAACAGCGGGUUAUUGAGUAGCAACAGCGAUGAGGACAAUACGUGGAAAACAAAUAUCGAACAUCUCUAAAGUGUUGUUCAAACUUUGUGGACCAUUUUAGUGGCAACAUUUUCGCAUUUUCUAGAGUUAAAACAUCACCCCACGUGGAAUUGAAUCCAACACAAAUUAGUUUCGUAAUGGAUCACAUGAACAGUUAAAUAAAUAAACUUUUCUGUCUGAUUUCUCACGAGGAAUCCCAACAAAUUCCAGCUUUCAGAGCUUGCUUGACAGCAUGGAUUCAUUGAGAUAUGCCAGGCAUGGCAUCUACAUUGCAUGCCUUUUCUUCUUUUGGAGGAGUGCAGCAGAUCAGCCCAGCCUGACAGGCCACCAACAGUCUGGCAGUGGAUUGUCUGAACUAUGUGGUAUCGAUGAGCUUCUUUGCCAUGAUGAGAAUGCUCUGCUGAGUUUUGAGGCCAUCCGGAGCAUUCACAAAGACAUGGACGAUGAUGCAGAUGGCAGUGUGGAUGUGACAGAAACGGAUGAGUUCCUGAGGGAGGACUUGAAAUAUCAUGACCCCAAAGCAAAACACAACAACUUCCAUAAGAUAGAUCUGCUGAUCACAGUAGAGGACAUGUGGAAUUCCUGGAAGGCGUCUGAAGUGUAUAAUUGGACAGUAGAGGAAGCCGAGUUGUGGCUCAUCAGCUGUGUGGAUUUACCGCAGUAUGCUGAUUCCUUCAGGAAAAACGGCAUCAGUGGCAAAGCUCUACCAAGACUUGCAGUGAAAAACACCACCCUGCUUCUGACCGUGCUGAAGAUACUGGACCGCAGUCAUGCAAAGAAACUGCAUCUGAAGGCUCUGGACACAGUCCUCUUUGGACCUCCACUAAUGAGCAGGCACAGUCACUUAAAGGACUUAAUGUUGGUGGUGUCCAUUGUGAUUGGAGUGGGGGGCUGCUGGUUUGCCUACAUGCAGAAGCGAAACUCUAAGGACCACAUGGGCAAGAUGAUAAAGGACCUAGAGGGGCUACAGAGAGCUGAGCAGAGCCUCCUGGACCUGCAGCAGAAGCUGCAGAUCGCACAGGAAGAGCACCGCACGGUGGAGUUUGAGAAGGUCAACCUGGAGCAUGUGUUACGAAACGAGAUAAACGCAGCCAAGCAGGAGGCACAAAGGCUCAAAGAACUGCGUGAGGGCACAGUGAAUGAGCUGAGCAGACAGAAGUAUGCAGAGGAAGAGUUGGAACAGGUGCGCAUGGCUCUGAGGAAAGCAGAGAGGGAGCUGGAGUCAAGGAGCAGCUGGUCUCCUCCUGAAGCUCUGCAGAAAUGGCUACAACUCACUCAUGAGGUGGAAGUACAGUACUACAACAUAAAGAAGCAGAAUGCAGAAAGACAACUCAUCGUGGCUAAAGAAGGGGCAGAAAAGAUUAAGAAGAAGAGAGGAACACUGUUUGGAACAUUCCAUCUUGCUCACAGCUCUUCAUUGGAUGAUGUUGAUCACAAAAUCCUGUCAGCCAAACAGGCUCUGGGUGAGGUCACUGCCGCUUUAAGAGAAAAGCUUCAUCGCUGGCAGCAGAUCGAGAUUCUGAUGGGUUUUAAUAUUGUCAAUAACCCUGGCAUGUCCUCUCUGGCCUCUGCCCUAAACCUGGACCCUGCUUUCCUGGGCAUCCGCCCCGCCACACCUCAGCACCUGCUGCUAUCUGAUGACCUAGACGAUAUGGAUGAGGACAUACUUUCCCCAGGAACCCUGCAAUAUGCCGCCUGGCAGAUGGACCGGCGAGUGAGCGACCUUUGGCCUGUUGGGUCCGAGAGCCAAACCCUGUGGAAACAUUCUGCUCCCAGCCUCAUGUCCCUCCGGCCGCGACACGGAGACGCCAUGCUGAACCUAAGCUCACAGAGGGAUCUGAACCGUUCGGAAUCGGAUUCCUCCCUCUCGAUGUCUCAGCCAGCUGGGGAGACCCAUCACUACUCUUCUACUCCACUGUACAAUAAACUUUCCAGGUCCAAUGGGGGUUCCUCCACAGACAGCCCACUACUGCAGAAAAAGACCUUUGGCAUGGAGAAGUGUGCCAGUCUUGGAGAGAUCCACUCUCAGCCAUCCAGUAUCACCUCAGUCGAGUCUACACGCUCUCUAUUCUAUACCUCUACUGAACCGGAUGGCCCCUCAGUGAGGAGCAACAGUCGUAUCACUCAAAUCCCAGGCAAGAAGAACCUGGUGGAUGAGGACAGUGGAUCUACAGGGGAAGACACUGAGGGCUCCAGCACUGGCCGCAAGAAGCACACCUUUCCCAGAAUCUUUAGAAAAUUAAAGAAAUAAUGACACCAAUGGAACCCCCUAUUCAAGGCCUUUAUGGCUUUUCCAUUGUAAGAGAGUAAUGUAAAUAAGUUUAAAAAAGUCACACAUAAAAGGACUUCGGGGCCGUUCAGACUGAAAGCGUUAUUGCAUUACAAAGAUCAAGAUUCAGUGCAACAAAUGAAACGGAAUGCAGGUGUCUCGAGAUACGUAUUUAAAAGUUAUUUUUAAGUUGAUGGUGUUUAAAAAAACUUGCCGCUUCUGCGCGAGACACUUGAAAACAGUGAGAUGCACCACAAUGGACAAAGAUGUCAGUCUAGCUCAUGUUUACAUAGGAAAACGGAGGCAAAAAUGUGUUCAGUGUUCAAUACAAGUUCAGCUCAAUCGACAGCAUUUGUGGUAUAAUGUUGAUUACCACAAAAAAUUAUUUUGACAUCCCUCCUUUAUUAAAAAAAAAGCAAAAAUCUAAAUCUGGGUUACAGUGAGGUUCUUACAAUGGAAGUGAAUGGGGCCAAUCCAUAAACAUUAAAAUACUCACUGUUUCAAAAGUAUAGCCAAAAGAUGUGAACAAUAUGCAUGUUAACAUGAUUUUAGUGUGAUAAAAUCACUUGCUAACCUUUUCUGUGUAAAGUUAUAUCUAAUUUUACAGCUUAGUUUCUUUAGUGACAUAAUGCCGUAAACCAUAAAAUAUCUAUAUAAACAACUUUACACCUCAAUACAUGAGUUUGAACAGAAGAAUUAAUGUAAGUGCUUUUAUAAAAUUAUAAGCUUCACAUUUCUGCCUUUAAACCCUCCAAAAACCAUUAACUUCCAUUGUAAGUGCCUCGCUGUAACCUUGAUUUUUGUGGUAAUUAACAUUACCCGGAAUAAUCCUUUAAGACUAGUGCAGUGGUACUUUUUAUCCUCAUCACUGGGAGCAUCUUUUCAAAGAAUUUUAUUCUUUAUAAAAUAUAUUAUUUAGAACAUGUCAUGUAUUUUUGAUUUAUAGUUUGUGUUGACCAGUGGAACAUGGUCAUUUGUUGGGAACAGGUAUAAUAUCAUUGUAAAUUUAUUUAUUUCUUUACUUCAACAAAUAAGGGCACUUGAUGGCAUUUCCAUUUUUGAGUGUUUCGUCUAUUUUUAUUAUAAUGAGCUAUAGCGUUCACUCUCAAUGGACUGAUUUACAAACGCCUCAGCGCAUGCAAAGGUUUCUGCACAUACAAAUGACUCAAGCCUGCCCUUUGCCAUGUUGUUUUACAUAGGAUUUGCUUGGACUUCUUUUACCUUUUUAUGUGGUACUACAAUGCUUCAAUGCAACUCAGCAUUGUUGCCAGGAUAACAACUUAGCCACAAAUAUGAAUAACGUCUGUUUCUUAAAGACUAGAGACAUCAGAAUACUUAAAUAUACAUACACAACUACUUACAAAAAAUAAACAUUGAAUGCCAGUAUGAGUAAUCAGCAUCUAUGUACUUGUAUUGACUGACGGGUGCUAAAUAUAUAUCUUUUUCUUUGCUUUUGAUUUUACUCUUGUUGCCAAAAUGUUUUAUGGUUCAUGGAGGAAAUUGGAGCAUUUCUCUAUAAAAGCAUUGCCAAAUGUU
Myxocyprinus asiaticus (Chinese sucker) is the source of this 4088-nucleotide messenger RNA. RefSeq names its product stromal interaction molecule 1-like. Bases 516 to 2534 code for a protein of 672 amino acids. Lineage: Eukaryota; Metazoa; Chordata; Actinopteri; Cypriniformes; Catostomidae. Gene Ontology annotation, biological process: intracellular calcium ion homeostasis; activation of store-operated calcium channel activity; store-operated calcium entry. The record is from RefSeq and is a predicted model, not a curated record. Gene Ontology annotation, molecular function: protein binding; calcium channel regulator activity; calcium ion binding. The transcript is spliced from 14 exons. Gene Ontology annotation, cellular component: plasma membrane; endoplasmic reticulum.